This is a messenger RNA of Linderina pennispora, 1006 nucleotides long. RefSeq names its product DEAD-domain-containing protein. The coding region runs from base 200 to 898 and encodes 232 amino acids. The transcript has 3 exons. Gene Ontology annotation, cellular component: cytoplasmic stress granule. The record is from RefSeq and is a predicted model, not a curated record. Gene Ontology annotation, biological process: cytoplasmic translational initiation. Gene Ontology annotation, molecular function: translation initiation factor activity; ATP binding; RNA helicase activity. Lineage: Eukaryota; Fungi; Kickxellomycota; Kickxellomycetes; Kickxellales; Kickxellaceae.
GGCGAGACUUGGGCAAAGAGGAUAUUUCCUCUCUUUUUCCUCCUCUUUAACGGCUUUAUUUUCUUUAUACAGUAGUAUAUAACGUCGCUUACACGGUCAAUUUCGUUCUACUCUCUAGUUAGUUACGAAAUUCAGGACAUCUCGCUCGCAGCCUUUUAAAACAAAAAACCCAGAAAGCAAAAACCAACCAAAUUCAAACAUGGCUGACCAGACCUUCAACGAUAUCGAUGCCAAGGAGAUCUCCACCAACUGGGAGGAGUCCGUUAACUCGUUCGACGACAUGAACCUCGACGACGACCUGCUCCGCGGUAUCUACGCAUACGGUUUCGAGCGUCCCUCGGCCAUUCAGCAGCGCGCCAUUGUGCCCGUCCUCAAGGGCCACGACGUGAUUGCCCAGGCCCAGUCGGGUACCGGUAAGACCGCCACCUUCUCGAUCUCGAUCCUGCAGAAGGUUGAUCCCGCUCUGAAGAAGACCCAGGCCCUUGUCCUGGCCCCCACCCGUGAGCUGGCCCAGCAGAUCCAGAAGGUCAUUGUUGCCCUCAGCGAGUUCCGCAACAUCAACGUCCACGCCUGCAUUGGUGGUACCCGCAUUGCCGACGACCAGGCCGCCUUCAACGCCGGUGCCCAGAUCGUUGUCGGUACCCCUGGCCGUGUGUUCGACAUGAUCAACCGCGGUAUCUUCGAUACCAGCUCCGUCAAGCUCUUUGUCCUCGAUGAGGCCGAUGAGAUGCUGUCGCGCGGUUUCAAGGACCAGAUCUACGAGGUCUUCCAGCUCCUGCCCGCUGAGGUCCAGGUCGUCCUGCUCUCGGCCACCAUGCCCACCGACGUGCUUGAGGUCACCACCAAGUUCAUGCGCGACCCGAUCCCGCGAGGAGUUCAAGUUCGACACCCUGGCUGAUCUCUACGAGACCAUCAACAUCACGCAGGCCGUCAUCUUCUGCAACACCCGCAGAAAGGUUGACUUCCUGACCGAGAAGCUCCGCGAGCGCAGCUUCACCGUCUCCGC